CUCAACUCCCUUCUUCAUUCUCUUCUCCGAUUAUCAAAAAAAUAAAGUAAAAUUCAGAGACACCAAUUCACACAGACUCUCUCUCUCUCUCUCUCUCUCUCUCUCUCUCCAAUUCUCCAUUGUUUCUCUUUCUAUACCUAUCUACAGCUUGAAUCAUAGAUUCGAAUUUUCGAGUGAUUGACGAAUAUGAGCAAUUCAAUAGGGCAUAACUUGGUUCACCAGAGUUUGCUUGGCCCGACGGUUCUGGAGCAUCAAAGUAAGAUCAAUUCUUCUUGCCUUUCCGGCAACACUUUAUUUCAUGCUCAAGCAACUUCACAAGUACGAAAGUUGCCUUUAAGUACCGAAUUCCGAGGAAGGAGUCUGGAUGUGCGAAAACAGAAGUUGCUGAUGGGAACGCCUCGACCGAAUUCUCUUUUUCCUCGGGCUGUAUUAACCACCGGUACUGCGUCCACGCAACUUGCGGGAAAGUUCAAGCUUGAUGGGAAUGCUGAAUUGCAGGUGGAUGUUAGUGCUCCUGUUCAAGGUUCCACAUUGCAAAUAGAUAUGCUGGUUACAAAUAGUAGUGGUACCUUACUUCUACACUGGGGUGGCAUACAAAAUAGAAAAGAGAAGUGGGUACUUCCCACACGCCAUCCUGCAGGAACUAGAGUAUAUAAGAAUAAAGCUCUUAGAACUCCUUUUGUGAGAUCUGGUUCCAAUUCCAUCCUGAAAAUAGAGAUUGAUGAUCCUAUAAUACAAGCUAUAGAGUUUCUUAUAGUUGAUGAAGAACAGAAUAAAUGGUUUAAAAACAAUGGUGAGAACUUUCAUCUUAAGUUGCCAGUGAAAGACAAGUUGAUUCCAAAGAUAUCUGUUCCUGAAGAUCUUGUACAAAUUCAAGCAUACUUAAGGUGGGAGAGGAAGGGUAAACAGACAUACACUCCUGAACAGGAAAAGGAGGAAUUUGAAGCAGCUCGAUUUGAGCUAUUGGAGGAAAUAGCAAGGGGCACUUCUGUACAGGACCUUCGAGCAAGGUUAACAAGCAAAAAUGAUACAAGUGAAAGUAAGGAGCAGCAACCUUCUGAAACAAAGAAGCAACUUUCUGAAACAAAGGGCCAAGUACCUGAUAAUCUUGUUCAACUACAAGCUUUUAUACGAUGGGAGAAAGCAGGAAAACCUAACUUUUCCGCAGAUGAGCAACUUAAAGAAUUUGAAGAAGCAAGAAAAGAGUUGCAAAUGGAACUAGAUAAGGGUACUUCUCUCGAUGAAAUAGGGAAUAAGAUUACAAAAGGAGAGAUACAAACUAAGGUUUCUAAGAAACUAGAAACAAAGAAGUAUUUUACGGUUCAAAGGAUUCAGCGCAAGAAGAGAGAUUUAAUGCAUCUUCUAAACAAGUACUCGGCUGGAUCUGUGGAGGAAAAGAUCUCAGUCAAACCACGAGCCUUGUCCACAAUUGAGCGCUUUGCUAUGAAAAUGGAAGAAAAAGGUGGUGUUCCUAUUAUGAACAAGAAAAUAUUCAGGCUUGCUGAUAAGGAACUUCUGGUACUUGUAAUGAAGCCUGCUGGUAAGACAAAGGUUCAUUUGGCUACAGAUCUCACGGAACCAGUUACCCUUCACUGGGCUUUAUCGAAAAAACCUGGAGAAUGGCUGGCACCACCUCCAAGUUUAUUGCCCCCUGGUUCAACUUCCCUAGACAAAGCCAUUCAAACAAAAUUUAUAAGCAGCUCUGAUAAUCCAAUUGACAAGGUUCAAUCCUUAGAAAUAGAAAUUAAAGAUGACAGUUAUGUGGGUAUGCCAUUUGUCCUUGUGUCUGGUGGGAAGUGGAUAAAGAAUGAUGGUUCAGACUUCUAUGUUAAAUUUGAUACUGGAUACAAGCAGGUGCAAAAGGAUGCUGGUGAUGGCCAAGGUACUGCAAAGACUUUGUUGGAUAAAAUAGCCAAAAUGGAAAGCGAGGCACAAAAGUCCUUUAUGCAUCGAUUUAAUAUCGCAGCGGACUUGGUAGAUGAAGCCAAAUAUGCUGGUGAACUGGGCUUUGCAGGAAUUCUUGUGUGGCUGAGGUUUAUGGCUACAAGGCAGCUCAUAUGGAAUAAAAACUACAACGUAAAGCCACGUGAAAUAAGUAGAGCUCAGGAUAGGCUUACAGACUUGCUCCAGGAUGUUUAUAAAACUCAUGCACAGUAUCGGGAACUUUUGAGAAUGAUUCUGUCUACUGUUGGCCGUGGAGGUGAGGGGGAUGUGGGGCAGCGAAUCCGAGAUGAAAUCCUGGUUAUUCAGAGAAAAAAUGAGUGCAAAGGUGGAAUGAUGGAGGAAUGGCAUCAAAAGCUGCAUAAUAACACUAGCCCUGAUGAUGUAGUGAUCUGUCAGGCACUCAUUGAUUAUAUCAAAAGCGAUUUUGACAUCAGUGUUUAUUGGAAAACCCUGAAUGAGAAUGGAAUAACAAAAGAACGCCUUCUAAGUUAUGAUCGUGCUAUCCAUUCUGAACCAAAUUUCAGGAGAGAUCAGAAGGAUGGUCUUUUGCGUGAUCUAGGAAGUUACAUGAGAACAUUGAAGGCAGUUCAUUCUGGUGCAGAUUUGGAGUCAGCUAUUUCUAAUUGCAUGGGCUACAGGUCUGAGGGACAAGGUUUCAUGGUUGGGGUGCAGAUAAAUCCUAUAUCAGGGUUGCCAUCUGGAUUUCCGGAAUUGCUUCAAUUUGUUCGAGAACACGUGGAAGAUAAAAAUGUGGAAGCCCUUCUCGAGGGAUUGUUAGAGGCCCGUGAAGAGCUUAGGCCUUUGCUUUUAAAAUCAAAUGAUCGUCUUAAGGAUCUUUUAUUUUUGGACAUUGCCCUUGAUUCUACUGUCAGGACAGCCGUUGAAAGGGGGUAUGAGGAGUUAAAUAAUGCUAAACCAGAGAAAGUUAUGUUCUUCAUCACUCUUCUUCUUGAAAACCUUGCACUUUCUUCGGAUGAUAAUGAAGAUCUCAUCUAUUGCUUAAAGGGAUGGAAUCAAGCUCUGAGCAUGAUAAAGAAUGGAGAUAGUCACUGGGCUUUGUAUGCAAAAUCAGUCCUUGACCGAACCCGGCUUGCACUUACAAGCAAGGCGGAGUGGUACCAGCAUCUGUUGCAACCGUCUGCUGAAUAUCUCGGAUCACGGCUCGGAGUGGAUCAGUGGGCUGUGAAUAUAUUCACGGAAGAAAUUAUUCGUGCUGGAUCAGCUGCUUCGCUAUCCUCACUCAUUAAUCGACUCGAUCCUAUUCUUCGUGAAACUGCUAAUUUGGGAAGUUGGCAGGUUAUCAGCCCUGUUGAAGCUAUUGGGUAUGUUGUUGUUGUGGAUGAGUUGCUUACUGUUCAGAAUAAAUCUUAUGGAAGGCCAACAAUUUUGGUGGCAAAAUCUGUGAAAGGAGAGGAAGAUAUUCCUGAUGGUGCAGUUGCUGUGCUGACACCUGACAUGCCAGAUGUCCUAUCUCAUGUUUCUGUGCGAGCAAGAAAUAGCAAGGUGUGCUUUGCUACGUGUUUUGAUCCCAAUAUUUUGGCUGAUCUCCAAGCAAAUGAAGGGAAGUUGUUGCAAAUAAAACCUACAUCUGUAGAUAUAGUUUAUAGCAAGGUGGAGGGUGGCUUAACAAGUGCAAGUUCAACAAACUUGAACGAAGAAGGCCCUUUGCCCUCUAUAAAAUUGGUCAGAAAGCAGUUUGGUGGCAGAUAUGCCAUAUCAUCUGAGGAGUUCACUAGUGAAGUGGUUGGAGCUAAAGCACGUAAUAUUGGAUAUCUAAAAGGAAAAGUGCCUUCUUGGGUUGGGAUUCCUACCUCGGUUGCCCUACCAUUUGGAGUUUUUGAGAAAGUUCUUUCAGACGGUUUAAAUCAGAAAGUUGCAGAGAAGUUACAACUACUGAAGAAAAAGUUAGGAGAAGGAGAUGUCAGUGCCCUCAAGGAGUUGCGCAAGACAGUUUUAGAGCUUUCUGCACCAUCCCAGUUGGUGCAAGAGCUGAAAGACAAGAUGAAAAGUUCUGGCAUGCCUUGGCCUGGUGAUGAAGGUCAGCAGAGAUGGGAACAAGCAUGGACAGCUAUAAAAAAAGUUUGGGCUUCAAAGUGGAAUGAGAGAGCAUACUUCAGCACAAGAAAAGUGAAACUAGAUCACGACUAUCUUUGCAUGGCUGUCCUGGUUCAGGAAAUAAUAAAUGCUGAUUAUGCAUUUGUCAUCCACACUACUAAUCCAUCUUCAGGAGACUCCUCGGAGAUAUAUGCUGAGGUGGUGAAGGGUCUUGGGGAAACAUUGGUCGGAGCUUAUCCAGGUCGUGCUUUGAGUUUUGUAUGCAAGAAGAAUAAUCUAAACUCUCCUCAGGUAUUAGGUUACCCGAGCAAACCUAUUGGCCUAUUUAUAAGACGAUCUAUCAUCUUCCGAUCUGAUUCCAACGGGGAAGAUCUAGAAGGUUAUGCUGGCGCAGGACUUUACGACAGUGUACCAAUGGAUGAGGAAGAAAAAAUUGUGCUUGAUUAUUCAUCGGACCCAUUGAUUAUUGAUGCGAACUUUCGUCAAUCAAUCCUCUCCAGCAUUGCUCGUGCUGGAAAUGCCAUUGAGGAGCUGUAUGGAUCUCCUCAAGACAUCGAAGGUGUUGUCAAGGACAGGAAAAUAUACGUUGUUCAGACGAGACCCCAGAUGUAAUCCUGAUUCUUUCCCUUCUAGUAUAUUUCACAAGAGAAGACUUAGUCAAGAAUCCAAAUGGGAUCCUGAUGCUAUAUUAUUUAUAUAGUAUUUUAAUGAGGAAAAAGUUAUCCAAAUAACAUAUUUAUGAAAAAUAAAAUGAGAAUAAAAAAAAAAUAUAUAUAUAUAUAUAUAUACAUAGUAGAGAGAGUUUAACACUUGAAUAUAGCUACAUGAAAGGUGAACUUCAUAUCCUGGUGUAUUUUAUGAGUAUUGAAUUGUUGUACUAUUGUAUGGAUUAUUAAGGCCUGAGAUUAUUUUCCUUGUUGAUUCAAUGUUUAAGGGGAAGGGAAAUUCUAUGUUAA
Molecule: messenger RNA, 4955 nt
Organism: Camellia sinensis
Lineage: Eukaryota; Viridiplantae; Streptophyta; Magnoliopsida; Ericales; Theaceae
Product: alpha-glucan water dikinase, chloroplastic
Biological process (GO): phosphorylation
Molecular function (GO): ATP binding; kinase activity
Source: RefSeq, a predicted model, not a curated record